CUGGCUCGGAAGCGAUGGAGGAACCCAAUUGGCUGGAGGAAGAGGUGCCUUCCUUCGGCUGGAAGUAGCCCUCGGCCGCUGACCUGCAGCUCCUCUCUUGCAGCGCGUCUCCCCGCAGCCCGCCUCCUCCACCGACUCCGUUUCCGGCCUCCGAGCCUCUGGCGAGAUGUUGCUGCUGGUGCUGCUGCUCCCCGCGUGCUGGGCCGUGGAGGUCCGGCGGCCUCGGGGCGUCUCCCUCACCAACCAUCACUUCUACGAUGAGUCCAAGCCUUUCACGUGCCUGGAUGGCUCGGUCACCAUCCCUUUUGAUCAGGUCAACGACGAUUACUGUGACUGCAAGGAUGGUUCGGAUGAGCCAGGCACGGCUGCCUGUCCUAACAGCAGCUUCCACUGCACCAACACUGGCUACAAGCCCCAGUACAUCUCCUCCAGAUGGGUCAACGACGGAGUCUGUGACUGCUGCGACGGGACGGAUGAGUACAAUAGUGGGACCGUCUGUGAGAAUUCUUGCAGAGAGAAGGGCCGCAAGGAGAGAGAGACGUUGCUGCAGAUAGCCGAGGUUACCCGCGAGGGCUUCCGCCUGAAGAAGAUCCUCAUUGAGGACUGGAAGAAGGCUCGGGAAGAGAAGCAGCAAAAGCUCACUGAGCUACAGACCGGGAAGAAGUCCCUGGAGGGCCAGGUGGAGAUGCUGCGGACGGCGAAGGAGGAGGCCGAGAAGCCCGAGAAGGAGGCCAAAGACCGGCACCAGAAGCUGUGGGAAGAGCAGCAGGCCGCCCUCAAGGCCCAGCGGGAGCAGGAGCUGGCGGCCAGUGCCUUCCAGGAGCUGGACGACAACAUGGACGGCGUGGUCUCAGUGGCCGAGCUACAGACUCACCCAGAGCUGGACACAGAUGGGGACGGGGUGCUGUCCGAAGGGGAAGCCCAGACCCUGCUCGGGGGAGACGCGCAGAUGGACCCUGCCUCCUUCCACGACCGUGUCUGGGCUGCCAUCAGGGACAAGUACAGCUCCGAGGCGCUUCCCACUGACCCGCCAGCACCUUCUGUGCCUGAGCCCACGGAGCCCAAGGAGGAGCAGCCCCCAGGACCCUCACAGCCCGAGGAAGAGGAGGAGGAGGAGGAGGAGCCAGAAGGAGAGCCGGAGGAAGAGGAGGAGGAAGAGGAGGAGGAAGACUUCCAGGUGCAGGGGGAGCAGCCCAAGGAGGCCCCGCCCCCACUCACGCCCCCCCAACCAGCCAGUCCCACGGAGGACAAGAUGCCGCCCUACGACGAGCAGACGCAGGCCCUGAUUGACGCUGCCCAGGAGGCCCGCACCAAGUUCGAGGAGGCCGAGCGGUCCCUGAAGGACAUGGAGGAGGCCAUCAAGAACCUGGAGCAGGAGAUUUCCUUUGAUUUCGGCCCCGAGGGGGAGUUUGCCUACCUGUACAAACAGUGCUACGAGCUCACCACCAAUGAGUAUAUCUACCGGCUCUGUCCCUUCAAGCAUGUCUCCCAGCAGCCCAAGCACGGCGGCGGCUCUCCCACCAGCCUCGGCACCUGGGGCUCGUGGGCCGGCCCCGAGCACGACAAGUUCAGCUCCAUGAAGUACGAGCAGGGCACAGGCUGCUGGCAGGGCCCCAGCCGCUCCACCACCGUGCGCCUGCUGUGCGGGAAGGAGACCACGGUGACCAGCACCACGGAGCCCAGCCGCUGUGAGUACCUCAUGGAGCUGACGACGCCUGCCGCCUGCCAGGAGCCGCCCCCCGAGCCGCCCGCCGACGGCGACCACGACGAGCUCUAGCCCCGCCCGCCGCCCAGGUGGGCAGGGAGGGGUCCGCCCGCCGCCCAGAACCUCAAGGCAUGGAACCAGCCUCAGUGGUGCCACCUGCCUGCCUGUCUGGACGGAGGCCGGCCCCUCUGAGUCUCCAUGCCCUCCCCCCCAGGCAGGAACUGUGAGGGGCCCCCUGCCCUGCUCUUGGGCGGUCAGGCUGGGCAGAGCCAUUUGCCCAGGCCUCAGUGGGCCUCCAAAAUGGACUAAAGUGCACCCUCCCGGGCCAUAGCCUGGUGACUCACUGCCACCCUCCUCCCCCGUCAUCCCCCCACCCCCACCCCCACAUCCCCACCCCUGCCCAUGGUGUCUGCCUCCCACUGUGACCUUGAAACAAUAAAUGACAUCCCACCCACGUGCGUCUCCUUUGCUUUGGGCCGAGGGUGAGCACAGGGCAGAGGCAGGCCACACUGUCUGCAGGCCCUUCGGCUGGCACCACAGGCGGCCUUCUCAGAGCCCGAGUCACGGGAGGUGACCAAUCCGGAGAUGCACACACACACACACACACACACACACACACACACACGGCACGUCCGGCACCGAGGGACAGAUGGGCGUGUCCAUCGCGUUCCUCCGGAGCUUCUCCCUCCUCCGAGCCUCUGUGGGCCGAGGAGCUGAGCCUCGACCCAGGCCUGAGCCGCACACUCACCGCGCCGCCCUCCGGCACAGACACCAGCACGGCUGUAAGAUUCUGAACUUUUAUUUUCUGGCAUGAAAAGUACAAAUAAUUAAACAAUUCCAUGUAAAAGUCUGUUACCGCGGCCAGGCCUGUAAUCCGGUAAUAAAUAGUCUAAAUGCAA
Messenger RNA from Pipistrellus kuhlii (Kuhl's pipistrelle), 2604 nucleotides. RefSeq names its product protein kinase C substrate 80K-H (gene PRKCSH). The transcript is spliced from 17 exons. Gene Ontology annotation, cellular component: glucosidase II complex. The record is from RefSeq and is a predicted model, not a curated record. Gene Ontology annotation, biological process: N-glycan processing; liver development. The coding region runs from base 167 to 1777 and encodes 536 amino acids. Gene Ontology annotation, molecular function: protein binding; calcium ion binding. Lineage: Eukaryota; Metazoa; Chordata; Mammalia; Chiroptera; Vespertilionidae.